AGAGGUGGCUCAGCCACUCUGGGCUGUGUGUCCAUUCUGCUACUGCUCCUGGUGGGGCUGCAGUCAGCACCCUUCCUGGCAGCCAGGCCCAGUCAGCUGAUACGGAGCCCAAGAGGGCCCAAGGCCUCGAAGGCCCUGGGCAAGUUCCUUGGCUACAGGAAGAGGCCUCCUCUGCACUUGUCCAGCCACCCGAGUGAUUGGCUCCAUUUCACAGGAAAGAAGACCCUGCCAGGGAAUGGAACUGGGUCAAUGUCUCCCAGAGUCAGUGCUGAAGCCACAGGAACCUACACUCCUGAUUCCUAGACCAGAAAUGAGAGAGAGCGGGGCGCUCAUUCCUUCAUCCAUUCACAUCUUCAAGGAUUGAGCACCUCCCAGGACCUCUGGGACAGCAGCAGGAAGAAGGCAGACCUGGUUCCUGCCCUCGGGAGCUCACGGUCUCCGAACGGGUCAGACAUGCAGCCUGUAGCCCGACCAGGGAAGGCUAUUAGAGUGGGGUUGACGACAGAGAAGAGAGGUAAAGCAGCUCAAGAUAAGGGGCCAGAGAGAGUGGGGAGUUCAGGGAGCUGCUGGAAACCACAUGACUGCAGUGGGAAAGGUGGACAGACGGGGCAAGGGUGGAGGCACGGAGGCCAGUGAGGAGGCUGGUGCUGUGGACUGUGGAAGCACAGGCCUCGGGCUGCAGUGUGGGGACCGCGUGGUUCACGUCCGAGGAAUUUCACUGGUUGAACUAACAGGACUUGUUUGCUGAGAAUGAUGGUUUCCAGCUUCAUCCAUGUCCCUGCAAAGGAUAGGAACUCAUCCUUUUUUACGACUGCAAGUAUUCCACGGUGUAUAUGUGGCACAGGAGAUUUCUAAAUGCCGUUUUAGACCCUGAUGGUCUAGACUGUGUGUGUGUGUGUGUGCAUCCGUUUGUGUACACUGCAUGUACACCUUAGUGUGACUCUGCAUGCCUCUGUGUAUCCGUGUGUCUUGGUGUGUCUGUGCCAGUGUGUGUUCAGGUGUGGCAUAUGUGUGUUUAUAACACCUACGGAGGAAUGCUUAGAGGUAGGAGUGGGGAGGAGGGGGUCUCUAGAUAGAAACCUAGCUUGGGCAAAAGUGUGUUGGCAGAAGGGCAAAAGUGUGUUGGCUGAAGGACAAUAGAAUGCACACUGGGCAAAGAGGGUAUUGACUUUUCCUGCUAUGGGGCCAAAGCACAGGACCAGGACCGAGGGAAGGGACACUGGACGGUUGGAGGCUUGGCUCAGCUGUACAGGACAUGGGGGAGACCUUCCUCCAGGCAGGGCCACCCCUCUGUGAAAGGUGGCCUGGGGAAGGGGGUUGUGGGUAACCCAUUCCUGGAACACAUGAGCUGGGGUUUGGGUGUACGGAGGGCAUUCAGACCAGGACAAACACCAGGCCACCUCUCUGCCUCCUUCUGGUUAACGUUACCACAAAGGAGGUGGCCCUGGGGGGGAUUGACCUGGCUGGGUUUCCAUGACCCUGAGACCGCACUUUCUCUACCUCUCUCUGCCACAAGGAGCCCCUUGUGGCAGCAGCACUGCCUGCCCAGAAAAAUGCUGGAGGCUGGGCAUGGCCCCAGGCCUGGGGACCUGUUUUUCCUGUUUCCCGCAGAGUUCCCUGCAGCCCGGUCCAGGCGUGUGCAUUCAUGAGUGAGGAACCCGAGCAGGCACUGAGCAUCCUGACCUGGAGAGCAGGGGCUGGUCAGGGCGAUGGCAGCAGACCUGGGCCCCUGGAAUGACACCAUCAAUGGCACCUGGGAUGGGGAUGAGCUGGGCUACAGGUGCCGCUUCAACGAGGACUUCAAGUACGUGCUGCUGCCUGUGUCCUACGGCGCGGUGUGUGUGCUUGGGCUGUGUCUGAACGCCGUGGCGCUCUACAUCUUCUUGUGCUGCCUCAAGACCUGGAAUGCGUCCACCACAUAUAUGUUCCACCUGGCUGUGUCUGAUGCACUGUAUGCGGCCUCCCUGCCGCUGCUAGUCUAUUACUACGCCCGCGGCGACCACUGGCCCUUCAGCACGGUGCUCUGCAAGCUGGUGCGCUUCCUCUUCUACACCAACCUUUACUGCAGCAUCCUCUUCCUCACCUGCAUCAGCGUGCACCGGUGUCUGGGCGUCUUACGUCCUCUGCGCUCCCUGCGCUGGGGCCAGGCCCGCUACGCUCGCCGGGUGGCCGGGGCCGUGUGGGUGUUGGUGCUGGCCUGCCAGGCCCCCGUGCUCUACUUUGUCACCACCAGCGCGCGCGGGGGCCGCGUAACCUGCCACGACACCUCGGCGCCCGAGCUCUUCAGCCGCUUCGUGGCCUACAGCUCCGUCAUGCUGGGCCUGCUCUUCGCGGUGCCCUUUGCCGUCAUCCUUGUCUGUUACGUGCUCAUGGCUCGGCGACUGCUAAAGCCAGCCUACGGGACCUCGGGCGGCCUGCCUAGGGCCAAGCGCAAGUCCGUGCGCACCAUCGCCGUGGUGCUGGCUGUCUUCGCCCUCUGCUUCCUGCCCUUCCACGUCACCCGCACCCUCUACUACUCCUUCCGCUCGCUGGACCUCAGCUGCCACACCCUCAACGCCAUCAACAUGGCCUACAAGGUUACCCGGCCGCUGGCCAGUGCUAACAGUUGCCUUGACCCCGUGCUCUACUUCCUGGCUGGACAGAGGCUCGUCCGCUUUGCCCGAGAUGCCAAGCCACCCACUGGCCCCAGCCCUGCCACCCCGGCUCGCCGCAGGCUGGGCCUGCGCAGAUCCGACAGAACUGACAUGCAGAGGAUAGAAGAUGUGUUGGGCAGCAGUGAGGACUCUAGGCGGACAGAGUCCACCCCGGCUGGUAGUGAGAACACUAAGGACAUUCGGCUGUAGGAGCAGAACACUUCAGCCUGCGCAGGUUUAUAUUGGGAAGCUGUAGAGGACCAGGACUUGUGCAGACGCCAUGGUCUCCCCAGAUAUGGACCAUCAGUGACUCAUGCUGGAUGACCCCAUGCUCCGUCAUUUGACAGGGGCUCAGGAUAUUCGCUCUGUGGUCCAGAGUCAACUGUUCCCAUAACCCCUAGUCAUUGUUUGUGUGUAUGAGUUGGGGAAAUUAAGUUUCAAGAAAGGCAAGAGUUCAAGGUCAAUGACACCCCUGGCCUGACUCCCACACAAGUAGCUGGCUAUACUGCCAAGGUACCUAGGUGGAGUGCAGCCUAAUCAAGUCAAAUGGAGAAACAGGCCCAAAGAGGAAGGUGGCUUACCAAGGUCACAUACCAGAGUCUGGAGCUGAGCUACCUGGGGUGGGGGCCAAGUCACAGGUUGGCCAGAAAACCCUGGUAAGUAAUGAGGGCUGAGUUUGCACAGUGGUCUGGAAUGGACUGGGUGCCACAGUGGACUCAGCUCUGAGGAGUACCCCCAGCCCAAGAGAUGAACAUCUGGGGACUAAUAUCAUAGACCCAUCUGGAGGCUCCCAUGGGCUAGGAGCCAGUGUGAGGCUGUAACUUAUACUAAAGGUUGUGUUGCCUGCUGA
Pongo pygmaeus (Bornean orangutan) is the source of this 3483-nucleotide messenger RNA. It is a transcript of the gene P2RY2, whose product is annotated as purinergic receptor P2Y2. Bases 1710 to 2843 code for a protein of 377 amino acids. Gene Ontology annotation, cellular component: plasma membrane. The transcript has 4 exons. Lineage: Eukaryota; Metazoa; Chordata; Mammalia; Primates; Hominidae. Gene Ontology annotation, biological process: blood vessel diameter maintenance; positive regulation of mucus secretion; phospholipase C-activating G protein-coupled receptor signaling pathway. The record is from RefSeq and is a predicted model, not a curated record. Gene Ontology annotation, molecular function: G protein-coupled UTP receptor activity; A1 adenosine receptor binding; G protein-coupled purinergic nucleotide receptor activity.